This is a messenger RNA of Pyricularia pennisetigena, 1371 nucleotides long. RefSeq lists its product as uncharacterized. The transcript is spliced from 2 exons. The coding region runs from base 1 to 1371 and encodes 456 amino acids. Gene Ontology annotation, cellular component: perinuclear endoplasmic reticulum; endoplasmic reticulum membrane; cortical endoplasmic reticulum. The record is from RefSeq and is a predicted model, not a curated record. Gene Ontology annotation, biological process: septin ring assembly; endoplasmic reticulum inheritance. Lineage: Eukaryota; Fungi; Ascomycota; Sordariomycetes; Magnaporthales; Pyriculariaceae.
AUGUUGUGGCUAUUCCAAGCGCUGUUUAGCAUCAUCUUUCUCCUGAGCAUCGUGCUCUCGAUACCCAUCUGCUUCGACGUCGGCGGUCGCGAUGCCGGCUUGGCAUACAGCUUAUCCCUGUUUAUUUUCUACCUCUUCUUUUCGGCAGCCAAGCUCGCGACGCCAGACAAGUCGCGAUUCCGACGCGCCCUCACCGAGUUAAUACGGCUGUCGCAAUGGGUCGUCAUCCCCGCACUGCUCAUCUGGUCCUUGAACCGCUUCUCAGUUGACGAGGCCCUGCUAGACGCGGCGCAAAGCCACGGCCACGGAUCUGGAGAUUGGGUCAGACGCGCAUGGUUCGGCCACGAGACUGUGGCCCAACCUGCCGCGCCCGCCGCGACGAACUGGCACGACUGGUUUUUUGGAUCCAAGGGGGUUUUGGAGUCGAUGUGGCUGGGCAGUUGGGACAGGGGCCUGAGCUACUCGAGCCCUCUUUUCCAGCUAUGUGAAGGCUUUUGCACCGUCCUGGUCAUCCAGGCCGCCGGCCAGAUGACGAGGUGGCUGGUGAACCGUGGCCGCAGUGACACUUGGGUGAUCGUCCUCUUGGUUAUAUCGAGCUCUAUCCUGACGAGUGCCGCCUAUUUCUUGUGGAGGAUUAUGAAGUUUCCACAAAUCAACAACAUUGACGCCACUCUGAUUGGUGUUACCAUCACCUCGGUCGUGUUUUUGGGCGCAUACGGCAUUGGUAGUGGGCGGGGCAAUCCGAUCGAGUCCGCACUUCUGUUUGCAUAUGUUGUUCUCUGUGUCUACCAGAUUUUCACCGACUAUAUGCCCUCGGACCCUGCGGCCGCAGAGGCUUUGGCGGCUGCCCAGGCUGCUCAACAACCCGAAUUCCCACCAUUACCGCCCUUUAUCAUGGCAUCUUGGUCGACCCUGCGGCAGAUGUUGGCCAGCCUGCCAGAGGCCUUCAACGUCUCGUUUACCUUCCUCUACGCGGCGUUCCAGACCGUCACGCCCUCGGUCAUCAUCUCGCUGACGUACCGCACCACCGUCUUCUACUGCGCCACGCGUAUAAUACCCGCAAUUCGCGACUCUGGAGCCCACGCGCUGAUGACGGACCCGGAACUCUACGGGGAUUCGUCAGAUGGGGCGACCAAGCUUCUGAGCGUGCUGUCCUGGUUCUCACCCUCAAUACUGAUCGCCGUCUACACAAGUUUGCUGUUACAACACUUCACGGUAGCUGCGGACAGCGAUAUUGGUUGGACUCUCACAGCCGGCGACAUCGGCGGAAAUCCCUGGCGCUGGGUCAACGUCGGUGCCACGAUGCUCAUGUACUCUCUCGAACUGUACCUGGGCGAAGAUGAGCCGGCGGCACAUUGGAAGAGCGACUAG